This is a messenger RNA of Aspergillus chevalieri, 3837 nucleotides long. Its product is annotated as DEAD/DEAH box helicase. Bases 1 to 3837 code for a protein of 1278 amino acids. The record is from RefSeq and is a predicted model, not a curated record. The transcript is spliced from 2 exons. Gene Ontology annotation, molecular function: ATP binding; ATP-dependent chromatin remodeler activity. Lineage: Eukaryota; Fungi; Ascomycota; Eurotiomycetes; Eurotiales; Aspergillaceae.
AUGGAACCCAGCGGCAUGGCUCACCUCGAUUUCCCCAACUCUGCCUCUCCAGAAAGGCUGUUCGCGGGCCAGCCGAUAGGUUUCGUUCCUCGGGAUGGGGACUCGAAUGCACAGGAUGCGAACCCCGGAGAACAUACCCCUGGAUUGCCCGAUGAAGAUACUUCGAUGCGUCGCUCGUGCGGAACCUGUCAUGUCCUCAAGUCGUCGAUGAAUACUGCGACUAUAUCUACGCCUUCGCAUUCACAUUCGAAUUCUAUAUCUACGCCCACCGCUGCGCAAAAUAGAUCGUCUGGGCUGGAUCUGGAAUCGUAUAUCCCCGUUGGCGUGUUAAGGAAACGGAACACAAGCGAUACCGGGAACACGGAGACCCCAGAAGACGUCGAUGGAUUUCCUUCGUCAGCGAUCGCGAACUUGGAGAAACACAAUUGGAUCCGGACACACGCCUUCCCUUACGAAACCAAUCCGCAAUGGAGCUACGUACGCAUAUACAUUUUGCCGGAUGACUUGGGCCGCAAGCUCAUUCCGCGCUCGAGCACGGCGUUACGCCGCGCGCUCAAGGCUGUCAUGACAAGGGUGGAUCGAUCGCGUAAAGCAUGGGAGGGGAACUUUCCCGGGGACCAGAAUGAGAUUUUUACCAAUGAGAAACGGAAGGGGGAGGAAGAUGAAUCGAUGUGGUAUAUUUUCAACACUUUGCAGGAUCCUGCACCCCAGGUGGAGACGAUGCAGGACCCGUAUGCAAGGCAGGCCAUGGAGGAGUUGCUUUUGGGCGUUGGUCAGGAGGAUUCGGGAGUUAUUGGUCUUAAGACUGCGCUGUAUCCUUAUCAGCGUCGCUCAGCGGCAAUGAUGGUACAGCGUGAAGCACAGCCGGCAAGGAUGCUUGAUCCUCGUUUGCAGGCCUGUACGAAUCCGCUUGGGCAUGAGUACUACUAUGAUAAGGAAGAGGGGUGUAUCUUUCAUGAGAAGAAGAUGUAUUCAGAAGCCUGUGGAGGUAUUCUAGCAGAAACCAUGGGUUGCGGCAAGACCCUCAUCUGUCUCGCGGUGAUACUGGCGACGCAGGGACAUUUUCCUCGAAUUCCGCUGCAGUACUAUCAGCAGAUUGAGAAUCCUGUUCGUGAGAAGACUGCCAGUCUCGUCGAGAUGGCGGCUGCAGCUGCGGGACGGUACUCUUUGCCGUGGAAAAGGUACUUUGACUCUUUGAAAAGCCACGGUUUAUCCAACGAUCGGUGUGCCAAAGCAUGUGAAACUAAUCGUGGUAACUAUACCAUUCCAUCCGCAGCGACAAGGCAGAAAGCUCGGAACGGUGUGGCAUAUCCGAGACCACCACCACAGAAUCUUCGCCUUUGCUCGGGGACAUUGAUCGUCGUGCCACCAAACUUGGUCGAUCACUGGGAAAGCGAGAUUGCCAAACACACGGAAGGAUUGAAGGUGCGUAUUCUUCGAAACAGCUCUGACGAGACGCCAUCAGUGGAUGAGCUUUUGCAGUAUGAUAUAGUCCUCUUCUCGAGGAUCCGCCUUGAGAAAGAAGCUGGUGAACUGGUGCCCAACCGCCGUGUUUCAGUGAAACCAGAAGACUCUCCAUUGACCAAGGUCCAUUGGCUGCGCAUAAUUGUCGAUGAAGGUCACAAUGUCGCUGGACAUGGCCAACGGACGAACAUGGUGCACCUGUUAGAUCAGCUUCAAGUCGAGCGCCGGUGGAUCGUGUCAGGAACGCCGUCUAGUGGACUGUAUGGAGUGGAAGUCAGCUUGGCUUCGCGAGAGACGUAUAGUAGCGAGAGUGAUCUUUCCAAUGCUACGAAUACCGCGCUUCGAAGGCGCAGGAAGACCGGGUCAGCGCUUGAGAGUGAACUGAAGGACCUGGACAAGUUGCGCCACAUUGUGGUGGAAUUUCUGGAUCUGAAGCCAUGGUCGAAUUCUCGGGCGGAUGACCCUGCAAAUUGGACCAAGUAUAUGAAACCGGUCGGUGAAGAUGGUAAGCGUCGAAAGGCCCCGUCGCUCCGAGCAACAUUACAGAGUCUCGUUGUACGGCAUCGCAUGGAUACCAUCCACGGUGAGACUCCUCUUCCGCCGCUAUCUAAUAAGGUGGUCCAUCUUGAACCGACAUUUUACGAUCAACUGAGUCUGAACAUGUUCAUUGCCAUCUUGGGUGUCAACGCAAUCACCUCAGAGCGAACUGAUCAGGACUACAUGUUUCAUCCACGUAACCGGAAGCAUCUUAGUCUUACUAUCAGCAAUCUUCGGCAAGCUGGGUUCUGGUGGGCUGGGUUUGACGAACAAGAUAUCUCCGGGACGAAGGACGUUGCUAUACAAUACCUGCAGAAGAACAGAGAACAGAUGUCGGAGGACGACAUCGCUAUGAUGGCUGAGGGUAUUCGAAUUGCACAGAUUGCCAUUUGCUGUGGAAGCCGGAGCGCAUUUCGACAAUACCAUGAACUGGGUGUCUUCGUACAGGAUUUCCCCGCGCAUGCGCGCAGUCUUUGGGCUCUUGACCCAUCGACGGCGGACAUUGAACCGCUGUUGCUGGGUAUUUCGCAGGCGCGUCAGGCUCAGCAGUUUAUUAACUCUCAUUUGAACACGGAGGAUCCAGCUGAAGGUCUCGCUGGUGCGGGCAUCAAGGCACGCCGUGAGCUUGCUGAACGGCAGAGCGACUCUGUGCCCACGCCCACGAGGAUGAGCACACCUGUGACUUCGCCAAAGAAGACUAGUACAUUGGAUAAAAGUGCCAAGAAGAAUUCACCGAAGAAGUCGUUUCCCAAGGGCCUUUCCAAGUCCUUGCCAAAGGAAUCGCCGCUUGCUCGGACGAAGCUUGUCGCAACAGCAUCGGCAAAGUUGACCUAUCUUCUUGAUCGGGUUUUGGAGCUCCAAGAGAAGGAGAAGAUUAUAAUUUUCUACGACAACAACAAUAUUGCGUUUUGGAUAGCUGAAGGUCUGGAAAUGAUAGGCGUUGAGUUCCGUAUUUACGCCAAUACGCUCAAACCCGCCCUACGAACCGCAUACCUAGCCCUAUUUCGCGAAGACGAAGAAGUCCGCGUCCUCCUAAUGGACCUCCGCCAGGCCUCUCACGGCCUUCACCUCGCCAACGCAUCCCGUGUCUUCAUCGUAAACCCCAUUUGGCAACCCAACGUCGAGAGCCAAGCGAUUAAACGUGCACACCGUAUCGGACAAACCAGACCCGUAUACGUCGAGACGCUCGUUUUGAAAGAUACACUAGAAGACAAGAUGCUUCAACGACGGAAGGAAAUGUCUGAUUCGGAGAUCCAACAUGCGGAGAAAGAUCUAUUGGAUGAUAGUACCAUGAAUACUAUCAUUCAGAACGAGAAGUUUAUCCCGAUGUUUGAGGAUGGUAACGGGCAUGCUAAUCCGUUUGCACGGUUGGCGUUUUUGAAAAAUCCGGUUGGACUUUUUGAUCGGCAUAAAUUGCCGGUGCCGGACAGCUUUGAUUCAGCGGAAGGGAACGGGAAGCAGAUAUGCGAAGGGUCACCGUUAACGACACCAGUACCAUCGCCGUCUAAGACGUCCGCAAAGAGGAAACGCAAAACUUUACGGUUCGACACGGCUAGUGCGAAUGCAAGCCCCAAAGACAAACAAGAUGAUGGACCAGACCUCCUCACGCCCAACAUCAAACGACGAAAGAACUCAGCUGCAGCAACGGCAGAAGCGGCGGAAUACGUGAACGGGAAUGGGAUUGUCAUGACUCCUUCGCGUCCACGUCCACCUCGUAACAGAAAUAGUGGAAGUGCGACUCCUCUUCCUACGCCUCCUCCUCCUUCUUUUUUCCCUCUUUAUCCAGGCCAGGAUGUACAGACAACGGAUGUAUCGGGUUCAGGGCGUUUGGAAUAG